Molecule: messenger RNA, 1606 nt
Organism: Cicer arietinum (chickpea)
Lineage: Eukaryota; Viridiplantae; Streptophyta; Magnoliopsida; Fabales; Fabaceae
Product: probable sugar phosphate/phosphate translocator At3g11320
Source: RefSeq, a predicted model, not a curated record
AUGAAGGUAGCAUUAUCUGGAAAAGUAUUCACAGUGAGUUUAAUAAGUCUGUGGUAUGCAUCAAACAUUGGAGUAUUGUUAUUAAACAAGUACCUGUUAAGCAACUACGGUUUCAAGUAUCCAAUAUUCUUAACACUAUGUCACAUGAUGGCAUGUUCAAUACUAAGUUACAUUGCUAUGUCAUGGAUGAAGGUUGUUCCAAUGCAAACGGUGAGAUCAAAGGUUCAGUUUGUGAAAAUAUCAUCGCUUGGACUUAUAUUUUGUUUGUCUGUUGUUGGAGGGAAUAUUUCCUUAAAGUAUCUUCCUGUUUCUUUUAAUCAAGCUGUUGGUUCUACCACGCCGUUUUUUACGGCUAUUUUUGCUUAUAUUAUGACACGGAAGAGGGAGAGUUGGCUUACUUAUUUGGCUCUUGUUCCUGUUGUUACUGGUGUUAUGAUUGCUAGUGGGGGAGAACCAAGUUUUCAUCUAUUUGGAUUUAUAAUGUGCAUCAGUGCUACAGCAGCCAGAGCACUCAAAACAGUGCUUCAAGGGGUCUUGCUGUCUAAUGAAGCGGAAAAGCUGAAUUCUAUGAACCUUCUUAUGUACAUGGCACCAGUGGCUGUUGCAUUCCUUCUUCCUGCUUCGAUUAUAAUGGAGGAAGAUGUUAUUGGAAUUACAAUUCAACUUGCUAGAGAAGAUUCAAGUAUUUUGUGGUUACUUCUCUUCAAUUCUGCAUUGGCAUAUUUUGUCAACUUAACCAAUUUCUUAGUCACAAAGCACACCAGUGCAUUAACACUUCAGGUCCUAGGAAAUGCAAAAGGAGCUGUUGCAGUUGUUAUCUCCAUUAUGAUAUUUCGAAAUCCUGUAUCAGUAACUGGAAUGUUAGGAUAUUCUCUUACUGUCAUUGGAGUUAUCCUAUAUAGUGAAGCCAAAAAGCAGGGUAAACGAGACACUUGAGUAAUGUAACUCAAAUUCUGCUAAAGCAUCCAUUGUAAAUGUUACUUCGCAAAAUUAUUUACCGUUUGAUCAUUCUUUAGAAAUGUACAAAAGCUUUAACCUUCAGCAAGCUGCUAAUCUUAUUUAGAUUUUCACUAUUUAUUGGAAGUUGUGUUAAUUGCCUCAGCAAUAUUUGGUUGCUGAGCAGAUGUUGGGACUUAGGUUUAGAAUUCGGCUGAUGGCAAAGGAUUGUUUGUAUAUAACAUUUUCUUUUGUUCUUUUAACACUUGUACAGGAUUGACCUAUAAUUUUUGAACAUCCUUUUCUUGCCUUACCAAUUGCCUCAGUUUAAUAUUGUUUACAUUGUGAUUGACCCCUUUGUUGUUUCCAAUUGCAUUCCAACAUUUCCAUCAGGAAAAAAUGACAUGACAUUUGAAUAAAGGAAAAAAUAUCAUAUCAACAAUUAGCAAAGAAAAAAUAUUGUUGACAGGACACAGACUAAGGUUUGUGUUGAUUUCAAGAUUUCUGCUUAGAUUUAACAUUUUGUUUGAAAGCUGUUCAGAUUCAUAAAAACCAUAAAAAUAUGAGGCUAGUGUGAAGAAUACACACCCAUUGUUUAACAUUGUUCUAAACGAGGUGGUAAAUGUGACAAGGAACAAAUACACCUCUUCCAAAUUCAUAGAUUGUCAAA